AUGGCCAUGAAAAGAGUUUUUGAGUGUUUCAUCUGUGGGGUUCGUUAUGAGAUGAAGAUGAUGAAUGAGAAGAAUGUUGAGAGUUUCUCCUGGAAGGAGAUGGGUGGUGUGGGUGCAAGUGAUGUUGCCAAGCUUUUGCAACCAACCAAGCCGUCUUUGGUUGAAGAAGUGGAGGAAGGGAAGCUUAGAGUCUUCGAUGGGAAGUACAAGCAUGAUUUUGUGAUGGAAAAGUGGAGAUACAAGUACAUUAGGGAUUUGAACCUCUUUGUGUAUGAAUUUUCUUGGGGGUGUUUUCAAAAGAUGGAAGAAGAUGUUGCCAAGUUUGAUUGGAAGAAGAUGGGAGACGUGGGUGCUCAAGAGGUUGCAAAGGAGGACAGAGUCGUGGUUUGGAACCCGUACUUGGGACAAACCAAAUGGAUCGAACCCAUCAAGUCUUACCAAAUAUCCGACAUCACGUAUGCUCUCGGAUACGUGGACGACAAGAAGAAGCGUAACCACAAGAUCUUGAGGUUUUUUAACCAUUUCCAGUUCGUGAAAAACGUUUACGGGUACGAGAUCUUCGAUGUUGAAUCCAACUCAUGGAAGGUUCUUGAUAUCAGACGUUCCUAUUGGAAUAUUAGGUUUCAUCCACAUGGUGUGCCAGUGAAGGGAAAUGCUUACUUUCUUGCUAAAGGAGGAGAAGUCUAUCUAGUGUGUUUUGAUUUUGCAAGAGAGAGAUUUGGACCAUUUCAUCCCCUGCCGUUUCACUCUCAUCCUUUACAUUCUGUGACUCUAUCCUGCGUUAGAGAAGAGCAGCUUGCCGUGUUGUUUCAACCCUUGAAGCUGCCUGUGAUAGAGAUAUGGGUGACAGCUAAGAUUGAUGAGCCCAAUCCGAUGCAGUGGAAGAAGUUCUUGAAAGUUGAUAUAUCUGGAUUUAGAUUACAUUACUUUGGAUGUUUCUUCAUUGACCAAGAGAAGAAAGUCGCUGUGGAUUUUGAACGCAGCAUAGCUCAUAUCAUAGGAGACAAGGGAUUCUUGAGAAAAGUGGAUAUCGGAGAUGCUGCGAACCUUGAAGUUGUGCGUUAUUGUCGCUCUCUUGUGUGCUCUUAUGUUCCAAGUUUGGUGCAAAUCAAGCAAGGCCGAGAUUAG
Microthlaspi erraticum is the source of this 1128-nucleotide messenger RNA. The record is from the annotation of a GenBank genome assembly. Lineage: Eukaryota; Viridiplantae; Streptophyta; Magnoliopsida; Brassicales; Brassicaceae.